Monodelphis domestica (gray short-tailed opossum) is the source of this 939-nucleotide messenger RNA. RefSeq names its product olfactory receptor 51A7-like. Gene Ontology annotation, biological process: G protein-coupled receptor signaling pathway. NCBI's taxonomy places the organism in Eukaryota, Metazoa, Chordata, Mammalia, Didelphimorphia, Didelphidae. Gene Ontology annotation, molecular function: olfactory receptor activity; G protein-coupled receptor activity. Gene Ontology annotation, cellular component: plasma membrane. The record is from RefSeq and is a predicted model, not a curated record.
AUGCCAGCUGAUAAUUUCUCUGAUAUUGAGAUAUCCACCUUCUUCUUGAUUGGCAUCCCAGGGCUUGAGCAUUUCCAUAUAUGGAUUUCAAUUCCUAUAUGUCUCAUGUACCUCAUCGCCAUCCUGGGCAACUGCACCAUACUCUUCAUUAUCAAGACAGAGCCUUCACUCCAUGAGCCUAUGUACUAUUUCCUCUCCAUGCUGGCUGUAUCUGAUCUGGGCCUGUCCCUCUCUUCCCUGCCCACCAUGCUAAGGAUCUUCCUAUUCAAUGCCACAGGAAUCUCACCCAGUGCCUGUUUUGCCCAAGAGUUCUUCAUCCAUGGCUUCACUGAUAUGGAGUCCUCAGUCCUUCUGAUCAUGUCUUUUGAUCGCUUUUUAGCCAUCUGGAACCCACUGAGAUACAGCUCUAUUCUGACUGGAGCCAGAGUCUACAAAAUGGGACUAGUUUUUGUAAUUAAGAGCAUGCUUUUGGUGCUCCCAUUUCCCUUCACUCUAAAGAGGCUGACAUAUUGUAAGAAAAGUCUCCUGUCCCAUUCUUAUUGCCUACACCAGGAUGUCAUGAAGUUAGCCUGUUCUGAUAACACUGUCAACUUUUUCUAUGGGUUCUUUGUUGCUCUUUGUAUGAUGUCUGACAGUGUAUUCAUCGCUAUAUCAUACAUACUUAUCCUAAAGACCGUGAUGGGUAUUGGUUCCCACAGAGAAAGGCUCAAGGCCCUUAACACCUGUGUGUCCCAUAUCUGUGCUGUUCUCAUCUUUUAUGUCCCCAUCAUCACUUUGGCCUCUAUGCAUCGCUUUGGUAAGAAGUCGCCCUUGGCAUUGAUCCUCAUUGCAGAUGUUUUCCUGUUAGUGCCGCCCCUAAUGAACCCUAUUGUGUACUGUGUAAAGACCAGGCAGAUCCGGGAAAAAGUCCUGGGGAGGUUGGGUCUCAAGCAGAGGUGA